AUGAGAUACCGCUGCAGGUGUCGCGGUGCCCUUGCGCUCCUGCCCGAGGCCUGUGUGACAUCACUGUGGCAGCGGGAGGAUGCCCUGACGUCACAGCGUCAUCAUGCUCUGGGAGACCGAAUGGGAUUGGGGGUGGGGGGAGUCCCAGUUGCCGGGAAGCUCGGCCCAGCUGUGCCCGCGGCCGCUGAGCGCCAGGCGCGGAAGCCCGAGAGCCUGCGCUCGAGCAGGCUGGGGAAGGGCCGGGAGCGCCACCGCCUGCGCCCGCCGCGCGGUCAGGCUGCCGGAGCUGGGGGAGCCCCACCCCGCUCCAAGCUGGAGAGCCCCCCGGCGGCCUGGCCUCUAAUUGUGAGAAAACUAGGCGCCCCAGGGAAGGUUCCACUUGUGGAGGGCGGACUCGGAUUUCUCCUCCUCGACUCUCUGGGCCUCCCAGGGCGCCCGCCCCCGCCAUUCCUGACAAGGCUUUAA
Molecule: messenger RNA, 465 nt
Organism: Rangifer tarandus platyrhynchus (Svalbard reindeer)
Lineage: Eukaryota; Metazoa; Chordata; Mammalia; Artiodactyla; Cervidae
Source: the annotation of a GenBank genome assembly